Molecule: messenger RNA, 771 nt
Organism: Aspergillus oryzae RIB40
Lineage: Eukaryota; Fungi; Ascomycota; Eurotiomycetes; Eurotiales; Aspergillaceae
Product: SDR family NAD(P)-dependent oxidoreductase
Exons: 2
Coding region: 1-771 (256 amino acids)
Molecular function (GO): oxidoreductase activity
Source: RefSeq, a predicted model, not a curated record
AUGAGUCUGUCAGGCAAGAUAGCUAUCGUGACCGGUGCCUCUCGCGGCAUUGGUGCGAGUAUUGCACUGGAGCUUGCAAAACAGGGAGCCAAGGUUAUGCUCACCUACGUAUCAACCAGCAGUGACAAUGCCGUCGAAGAAGUCAUACAACAAAUACGCAGUCUAAACAACGGCUCCGAAGCCACCAAAGUACAAAUCGACCUACACCAGCCCUCAGCCCCCGAAACAAUCCUCUCAGCUACCUUCCGCGCCUUUCCCUCAAGCGACAACAAAGUGGACAUACUUGUCAACAACGCAGGACAAACACAGUACAAGCUUCUCGCGGGCACAGAAAUAGAGGACUACACCUCCAUGUUCGAUGUGAACGUCCGCAGCACCAUUUUCAUGGCCAAGGCUGUGUUGCUGUAUCUCCGUGCCCCGGGGCGUAUUAUCAACAUUACGUCUGUUGCGGCUCGUCGGGGAUCGGUGGGAUUUUCUAUUUACUCAGCUACGAAGGCUGCUGUGGAGGGGUUUACUAGGGCUUUGGCGUGCGAGGUGGGAUCGUAUGGCCAUACUGUUAAUGCUGUUGCCCCUGGGGCUGUGGAGUCGGAUAUGCUUCGGGGAUCGGUGCCUGAUGAAUUUGUGAAGUAUAUGUUGGAUAACACGCCGCUUGGGAAUAGAAUAGGGACUCCGGAGGAGAUUGCUGCUGUUGUGGCCUUCUUGGCUGAUCCGAAGGCGGGUUGGUUGACGGGUCAGACUAUAUGUCCAAGUGGGGGACUGAACAUGAUUUGA